This is a messenger RNA of Penicillium longicatenatum, 2910 nucleotides long. Its product is annotated as glycoside hydrolase family 31 protein. The transcript is spliced from 5 exons. The record is from RefSeq and is a predicted model, not a curated record. Lineage: Eukaryota; Fungi; Ascomycota; Eurotiomycetes; Eurotiales; Aspergillaceae. Bases 1 to 2910 code for a protein of 969 amino acids. Gene Ontology annotation, molecular function: hydrolase activity, hydrolyzing O-glycosyl compounds; carbohydrate binding. Gene Ontology annotation, biological process: carbohydrate metabolic process.
AUGACCAAGCCAUUGGUCUACCACUUAGCAAGCACGUCGACAUCCUACCGCUCGCAAAGUACGCUCACCGCGGAGGCAGCGCCCUCUGUUUUGCCUAAUAUUGAUGACCCAAGUGCGGUUAACGCGCAGUCAAUUUGCCCGGGCUACAAGGCCAUCAGUAUUAAGACCUCCGAGACAGGGUUAACAGCGGAUUUACGCCUCGCUGGGACGGCGUGUAACGUCUAUGGUAUAGAUAUUGAGGCACUCAAUCUCACCGUCGAAUAUCAGACAGAAAGCCGACUCCAUCUAUUGAUUACGCCUAGAGACCUAUCUGCAGCCAAUGCCAGCCAGUAUCUGCUAUCGCCCGAUUUGGUGUCGGAAGGCUUCAUCGAGGAGUCCGCGGGCUCUCACACACUCAAUGAGCUACAAUUUACCUGGAGCAAUGAGCCGUCUUUCCAAUUCAACAUUUCUCGCCUCAGUACUAGAGAUGUUCUGUUUUCGUCCAGUGGUAUGCAGCUUGUCUUUGAGAAUCAGUUCCUUGAGUUCGGCACCGCCAUGCCGGACAACUAUCACUUAUAUGGCCUUGGAGAAGUGAUACACAGUCUACACCUUGGUAAUAACUUGACACGCACGUUGUACGCUGCAAAUGCCGGGAAUAACUUGGAUGUCAAUGUAUAUGGAAGUCAUCCGUUUUAUUUGGAGACUCGCUACUUCCAGUUGGAUGGCGAAGGCAACGAGCAUAUAGUCACCAACGUCUCAGACGCACCCUCUUCCAGCGAAUACCGCUCUUACUCUCAUGGUGUAUUCUUCCGCAACGCCCAUGGUCAGGACAUCUUAUUACGUCCUUCGAACCUUACCUGGCGCGCUAUCGGGGGCAGCAUUGACCUUUACUUCUUCUCUGGGCCUUCGGCCAAAGCCGUCACUGAACAGUAUUUGGACGUCAUCGGCUUGCCCGCUAUGCAUCGCUAUCACACGCUUGGAUUACAUCAAUGUCGCUGGGGCUAUGCUAAUUGGUCUGAGGUAGAGGAGGUGGUCACGAACUUCGCCAACUUCAAGAUUCCACUUGAGAAUGUAUGGAACGAUAUCGAUUACAUGAGCUUUUACCGCGAUUUUGAAAACGAUCCUAUCCGCUAUGGUUAUGCCGAGGGUAGUCGACUCAUUGACAAGCUUCAUGCUCAAGGGCAGUUUUACAUCCCCAUCGUCGAUGCAGGCAUCUAUGUGCCGAAUCCCCACAACGCUAGUGAUAGCUACAGCCCCUUCACUCGCGGCAAUGAUAGCGACGUCUUUAUCAGUAAUCCUGAUGGCAGCAUGUUCAUCGGUGCAGUUUGGCCUGGUUAUACCGCCUUUCCGGACUGGCUUGAUCCUGAAACCCAGGACUGGUGGACGGAAGAAAUGCGGGCUUGGCAUGAAAAGAUUUCUUGGGACGGUAUCUGGCUGGACAUGUCAGAAGCAUCAUCGGAUUGUGCUGGUAGCUGUGGUACUGGUAAUCUCAAUCUGCAACCCAUCAUUACGCAGAGCAGCCUCCCAGGCGAUGCCGGAAAUCUUGUUCUCGAUUACCCGGAAGGGUUCAACAUCACUAACUCAACCGAGGCUGCUGCCGCUGCCGCUGCAUCAAGCAGUGAACUGGUCGCGGCCGCUAGCACCAAGACACAAGCGUCCUCCACCACUGUAUCAUAUGUGCGGUCAACUCCGCAGUCUUCAAGGAAUGUCGAAUUCCCACCUUAUGUGAUUAACAAUGUUGAGGGAGCUCUGUCCGCGGGCGCUAUCUCUUCUAAUGCCUCACAUUACGACGGAACAUUAGAGUAUGAUAUCCACAAUUUAUUUGGUCACACAGAGAUGGAGACGACCUACAAAGCCCAGCUAGCAAUUUAUCCGAAUAAGCGACCUUUUAUCAUUGCACGAAGCACCUUUGCGGGAUCCGGUAAGUAUGGAGGCCACUGGGGUGGCGACAAUAACAGCAAGUGGGGCUCUAUGUGGUUUUCCAUUUCCCAAGCCUUAUCCUUCCAGCUGUUUGGUAUGCCAAUGUUUGGCGUGGACACAUGUGGUUUUAGUGGCAAUACGGAUGAGGAGCUCUGCAAUCGUUGGAUGCAGCUCUCGGCAUUUUUCCCGUUUUACCGAAACCACAAUGAAAUAGGAGCAAUUUCACAAGAGCCAUAUCAAUGGGCAUCAGUCAUUGACGCCACAAUCACAGCGCUGCAAGUCCGCUUUGCCUUGCUACCGUAUAUGUACACCCUCAUGUAUCAGGCGCAUACAAAAGGGUCUACGGUGAUGCGCGCUCUGGCAUGGAACUUUCCAAACGACCCAAGCCUCGCCUCUGCCGACCAGCAGUUCUUCCUGGGCGAUGCUAUCCUCAUCACACCAGUUUUAGAACAAGGCGCUAGCAGUGUUAGCGGAGUCUUCCCGGGCUUGCUCGAAGGCACUGAUUUGUACUAUGACUGGUAUAAUCUGAGCCAAAUUGCCAAGCCUUUAGAGAAGAACACAACGAUUGCCGCUCCUCUGGGCCAUAUCCCCGUAUACCUUCGUGGCGGCUAUGUACUCGGGACACAGGACAUGGCUAUGACGACCACCGCUGCGCGGCUAACGCCAUGGUCUAUCAUCAUUGCACUCGGAGUCUCGCGCGAGGCACAAGGAAGUAUAUAUUUGGAUGAUGGGGAGUCGCUGGUGCCGGAUGCGAUCAAGACGGUCAAAUUUUCUGCUACAGAAAACUCUCUCGCAGUGAAAGUGCACGGUGAUUUCGUCGACAACAAUCAGCUAGAGAAAAUCACCAUUCUUGGACUCUCGAAUGUUCCAGCAGGACCUGUCUCAAUCCUUGGCAAGACUAUCACCGAUGCGGAGAUCUCUUGGAAUGCCACGAAUAACGCUACCGUCAUCAGGGGUGUGUCUGGCAGUCUCCAUGCUGCCUUUGACUCGAGCUGGAAGAUAACGUGGUGA